AUGGACAUGGUGACAGAUGAGAACCACAUGGAGGAGAUGGAGAUGGAGACAGAGAAAAACCAAACUAUGGAUAAUGACUUUUCUGCCACUCUGUCAGAGGAGACGGACAGACAUCUGACAAUCAGUGAACGGCCUUCCAGCAGCUGCAGGAGAGUCAGAUUGAGAUCUAGACCCAAACUCCAGUCCACAAAAAGCUUCCCCCCUUACAGUCAGUGUAUAGGUGGACUUGGAGAGGACGGGGAGCAGGACAAUGAGCUCGAUUCAGAAUCAAGCGAAGUGAAUAGGGAAGACAGGAGUGAGGUCAUUCAAGGCACGGAAAAGAAACAGGACAUUGAAUUGAUCCCAAGAUGUGCAAGGGAUGAAGUGAAGUUAAAAUGGAGGCUGAGGAGGAGGGAGAGGUUAGGUGGGAGCCAUGAGGUUGAUACAGACGGAUGGGAGAGGGUGAGGUGGAGCGGGAAAAGAAGGGUAGAGGAGACUGUAAGAGAGGCGUGGGAAUAUGAAGAGGGGGGCAUGAGCAGUGAGUUGAAACACAGGAGAAAUAGAGACUCCAGUUUGGACAAAGAAAGAAAAGAAGAGGAGGAUACAGAGAGGAAGAGAGUUUUGGCAACAAAGGAAGAAGACGAGGAGAACAAGGUGACCCCAGAGGGGAUGGAUGAAGAGGCCGAGGAGCUGAGAGGCGGCUCCGCAACACAUCAGUGGUCCUCCCCACAUCCAAUUCUCUCCAAGCUUUUGCACUCCUCCACCUCCUCCUCCAGCUCCUCCAUCAACCUCUCCUCAGCAGAGAGCGAUGAGGUCUUCAGCGAAGGAGAGGAUGUUGGCUCAAAGAGGAGGGCGUUCAGGAAGAGCCGUUCCUGGAAAACCUACCUGACCAUGAUGCACUGGUCGCUGCGGCGGCAGAGCUCCUGGGUCCAGCUGGCUGGACAUCAAGGUAACUUCCAGCUGAGUGAGGGAGGGGAGGUGUUGAAACUGUAUAGUGAGGUGGAGGCAAAGUGCCUUGAGUUAUUGAUGAGCGACCCGCUGAGACCCUUUGUCCCGCAGUAUCAUGGCUUGGUCACCAGGGGGGAGCACUGCUACAUCCGCCUGGAGGACCUGCUGAGCGGCCUGAGGAGACCUGUCAUCAUGGACUGCAAGAUGGGAGUCAGGACAUACCAGGAGGACGAACUGAUCAAAGCUCGCACUAAUGCCACCCUGAGGAGUGACAUGUACCAGAAGAUGGUGAAAGUAGACCCGUCAGCUCCGUCAGCAGAGGAGCAUGCACAGAGAGGGGUGACCAAGUUUCGAUACCUUCAGUGGAGGGACACAACCAGUUCUACAUCCACGCUGGGCCUCAGGAUAGAGGGCAUCAUGAUGGAGGACGGCAGUGUCCAACGGGACCUCAGGAAAAUUCUGACUCCAGAUCAGGUCACAAAUGCAAUGCUCUACUUCACCAAGAGUCAGCUGGACAUCCUGUUGCUGCCCUGUGGCAAAACAGAGACUUCCUGUUAUUUUUUUAUUUUUUUUUUAUUUCCACUCUCCUCAGUGGAUUACAUUAAUCUUUCAACCUGUAAAGUGUGCUAUUUAUGUCUGCUAAACCACAACUCCACCCAUCUGUGGUUUCAGAAAGCCUACCACACCAGACUCCUGGCCCUGAGAGAUGCUCUGAAGAACUCACCAUUUUUCAAAACCCAUGAGGUGAUUGGCAGCUCGCUUCUCUUUGUGCACGACCACAGCAGUAAGGCCUGCGUGUGGAUGAUAGACUUUGGGAAGACGACCCCGGUGCCUGACAGGACCGAGCUCCAACACGAUGUCCCGUGGUUCGAGGGGAACAGAGAGGACGGCUACCUCAUCGGUCUGAGGUCUCUGAUCAACUCUCUGGGCGAGGCCAUCAGUGGGGCCUGUGGGCUUCGGGAGGACAGCUGUGGAGAACAAGAGAGUGGUACAUGAAGUACACCGAGGGUUGUGGUGGAGACACUCGAACACUCAUAUUCAGAAUCAGGUGGACAAAAUGGCCGCUGUUACU
Messenger RNA from Epinephelus lanceolatus (giant grouper), 1999 nucleotides. Lineage: Eukaryota; Metazoa; Chordata; Actinopteri; Perciformes; Serranidae. The record is from RefSeq and is a predicted model, not a curated record.